UGUCAUGUGAUGUUGACAACUGCGCUGUGUGUGUGUGUGUGCGUUGCCAAGUCGACAUCGGAGUGUCAGAAACGGUGUGUGUUCCGAGUUCCACGCAGUCGAGAAAGGAAGAAAUUUGCUAAUUUUCACGGCAAAGGACGAGCACAGCAAGGAUGUCGAAGGGUGAAAGCAAGGAGGCCACGAUACGGCAGCUCUACACCGAGCUCAACAAAUACUGCGGCGCGUCCGAGUUCGACAAGGCGCUGAAGACGGCCAACAAGAUCCUAACGCAUGAUGCAAACGAAUGGAAGGCGGCCAAGUGUAAACUCGUGUGUUUGAUCCAGCGAAGCAAGUUCGAAGAGGUGCUUCGCUUUCUGGAGCGCCACGGAAGCGCUAUUCCCGAUACGAUCUUCGAGAAAGCGUACGCCGAGUACCGUCUAAACCGGGCCGAGCAGGCACUGCGUACGAUCCAACAAUCGACCGGAUCGACGGGCAAACUGUCGGACUGGGGAUCAUCGCUAUCGCCCGAUCUGCAGGAACUGUUGGCCCAGGUACUGUAUCGGCUUGAGCGGUUCGAUGAGUGCUUCGAACUGUACCGCACGAUCAUCAAGAAUACGCACGAUGAUUACGAUGAUGAGCGACGCACGAACAUGAGUGCGGUUGCGGCGAACCUUGCCAUCGUCGGUGACGCAACGGGUGAGACCGCCAGUGUAGCCAACCUGCCAGAGGAUACGUACGAGCUGGUGUAUAAUGCCGCCUGCGCCCUUGCCGGUCGGCAGCAGUACGGUGACGCGGAGCGGAAGUUACGCUCGAGCGAAAAGAUGUGCCGCGAGUCGCUGGAGGAGGAUGGUUCGAGUGAGGAAGACAUUAUCGAUGAGAUCACGAUCAUCAAGGUGCAGCUGGCGUACUGUCUGCAGAUGCAGGGCCGUGUAAAGGAAGCAUCGGCCCUGUACGCCGAUGCAUUGCGUCACAAGACGAACGAUGCGGCGCUGACGGCGGUCGUGAGCAACAAUCUUGUCGUGAUCAAUCGCGAUCAGAAUGUGUUCGAUUCGAAGAAGAAGAUGAAGGUGGCCACGUCGGAGCAGGCGGAGCAAAAGCUCACCAGCCGUCAGCGGAAGACGAUCGCUUUCAACAACUGUUUGUUGGCAUACUUUGCCAGCCAACCGACCGAGUGUGCCCUACUGGCGGCCCGGUUAGCCGACGCUCAUCCGGAUCUCGAGUUUCAGGCGCAGCUCGUACGCGUUGCUCAGCUUGCGAGGGAUAAGAAGUAUCGCGAGGCAAUCGAAUCACUUGAGCAGUACGCCCAACGACUGCCACGCGAUCGCACGAUCGAGCUGCUCCAGGUACGGUUCGCAAUCGUUCAGCUGCAGCUAGUAGCGGGCAACCGGAAAGCGGCAAUCGAAACGCUUGAAUCGCUCGGUGAAGCUCGCUAUCGGCCCGGUGUCGUGUCGGCCCUCGUGACGCUGCACCUCGGUCAAGACAACAAGUUGGCGGCCUCAGAGAUACUGAAGAGUGCGGUCGAUUGGUAUAAGCGACAGAAGACGAGCGGCUCGAACGUAACGGCCAGUAUCAGUGAUACCGAUCUGAGCGACAUGUGGCGUCAAGCGGCUAGCUUCCAUCUGCGGGGCGGUGAACCGGAAACGGCCGCCAAGAGUCUCGAGGAGCUUUUGCGUACGCAUCCGAACGAUGUGAAGCUGCUGGCCCAGCUGGUCAUCGCGUACGCUCAGUUCGAUCCGAAGCGCGCACAACAGGCCAGCCGCCGGCUACCGGCCCUCGACACACUGACGACCGUGUCCGAGAUCGAUGCACUCGAGGCCACAAACUGGAUGAUGAUUGCAAAGGCCGUUCGUCGUAAACAGCCCGGUACUGCGGGUACAGGAGGAUCAGGCCGUGGAGGGGAUCAAUCACCUGGUGCCGGAACCCCGGGCGCAGAACAACAGCAAACCGCCGCCGCACGCAGCCAAAAGCGCAAGAAGCGCAAGGGCAAACUGCCGAAGAACUACGAUCCAGACGCACAGCCGGAUCCGGAGCGGUGGUUACCUCGCUACGAGCGUACCGGUUACCGCAAGAAGCGCGAUCGUCGUGUCAAGGAGAUCAUCAAGGGCAGUCAAGGAACGGCUUCCGGUCAGGCGGAUCAAUUCGACAUGAGCAAGGCGUACAAUCAGACGAAACAAUCCCCGGCUACCCCCUCGACCGGUGUCUCCCAGCAAGAGCAGAUGGCAACGGCGGCCGCCGCCACUCGGCAACUACCCCGCAAGAGUCAGCACAAGAAGAAGAAGGGAAAACACUAAAACCGGGACAGCAUCAUCGAACAUUAUUGUAUUACUCUGGGUUACGGCUGAAGGUUCUUCUCUGGAACACCGGAUUCGGUUGUCCGGAUGAGAUUUUUCGAUAAACUAAUAAACGAUUGUGCUUAGCAUUUAA
Molecule: messenger RNA, 2403 nt
Organism: Anopheles darlingi
Lineage: Eukaryota; Metazoa; Arthropoda; Insecta; Diptera; Culicidae
Gene: Srp72
Product: signal recognition particle subunit SRP72
Exons: 3
Coding region: 153-2270 (705 amino acids)
Biological process (GO): SRP-dependent cotranslational protein targeting to membrane
Cellular component (GO): signal recognition particle, endoplasmic reticulum targeting
Molecular function (GO): 7S RNA binding; protein binding; ribosome binding
Source: RefSeq, a predicted model, not a curated record